CGGCCCUCAGAGCCGCCCAUCCCAUCGCCAGUCUCUCUCCCUCGUGGCUUCUGCCGUUCACUCCCACUUCGACCGUCUAAAUCUCAGUCAGCUCACGGAGUGCAUAUAGGUUGCCUUAGCGUUUUCGGCGGGAAGCGGGGGAAAUAGCCUCCCGUGAGGCAAUUGGUAUUCUCCACAUAUCCUCUCAAAAAACAAUUGCGACAAAUCUACCGGCUCUUGGAUGGGAAGCCGUGUAUAUUCCCCACAAAAUGCCCUCCUGCCAAAGAAGUCUAUUCGUAUUUGACUUUUAAUUCAAGACCCCCUCCCUCCCCCAAAAAACCACUUAAAAAUAAAUACACAUGACAAAUACAUACAGGUGUGCAUGUAUUCACCACAAAAUAGCCUCCAGUGAGACAAAACGAGGGGUUUUUUUGUGGGGUGGUGGUGGUAUCCUUAUACAGUAUUGUGGCAAAGAAACACAAACCACAGAGUAAAAGCUUACAGCUAAAACAGAUUUAAAGUCAUGGGGAAAUAUAAUAAUGGGAAGAUAUUUAAAAUCAGCCUUGGCCUGAAACGACAGCAAAGUAGGUCCCAGGCAAGACUUUCUGGGGAAGACAUCCUACAACUAGGGUGCCACCACUGAAAAGGCUCCUGCAGUUCCCUCAGAGGAGGAUAUUUGGACGCCAAGAUCUCAAGGUUCACAUGUAGAAUAAGAGUAUUUCUGGUGCCCUGCUCCCAAGGGCUUUGAAAAAUCAAAACCAGCACCUUGAGUGGAGCUUAGAAAUGAAGUGGGAUCUAGUGAAGAUGGCAAAAAAAAAUUAUCACCUGGUCCCAUCUAGCAGUCUUGAAGCCAUAUCCCAAACGAACUGCAGUUUCUGGAACGUUUUCAAAGGUAGUUGCACAUGCAACACGUUGUAGUGGUCCAAGCUCAUAAAAAUGUAUGAUUUAAUAGCUGCAGUGUCCACAGCAAUGUAAGAACCGCACUAGCAUACACUCCAACUGUCCAUAUUUUAGCCUUCUUGGGGGUAAAAAAUAUGGCUUUAAACUUUGGUGGCUUUAAAAACGGAUUAGACAGAUUCAUGGAGAAUGAGGCUAUCAUCCAUAGCUACUAACCACAUUGUUUAUGCUCUACCCCCAAUGUCAGAGGCAGUAAGGCUUCUCAGUGAGAGUUGCUAGGUACUGCACUCAGGUAUUGAUUGUGGGCAUCCCAUCAACAUCUGGUUGGCCACUGUAAGAAAAGGAUGCUGAACUGGAUGGGCUGAUACAGCAGGGCUCUUCUUAUGCUCUUUAAAAAAAAAUAGCAUGCACUUUGUACAAUAGCUUCUAGUCCCCUAUACACCAAAUAGGAGUGAUUAGCAAUACCAUAACCCACAUACAACCAGAUGCAUUAUGGGAAUGGCUGGAGGUGGGAUACUAUGGUUUCAAAUUAAGCCAGAUGCAACGAGACCCAUUUAAAAAGGACGAGGCUGAAUUUAGGUCCAUUGGAAAAGCUCUGCUAAUGUUUAGCCAAAAUCAGCUUCAUUGGAUUCGCAACCAUUGGUUCUAAUCCUAUAGUAGUUAUAGAUGCUUCAGUUUAAAAUGGAAAAUGGUUUUUAUACUGUAUUUUUAUGUGUCUUUGUGGUUUUUAACUGUGAUUUAAAUUAUUUUAGUGUUAUUUUAUGAUGACAGUAUGCCGCCCUGAUAUCCAAAGAAGAGGGGCAUGAAAGAGCCUCAGAGAGGCUGUUUAUAUUGUAAGCCACUUUGUCAAGACUAUUUGCCUGGAAAAGCAAGAUAUAGAGACAUAAAUAAAUAAAAGAUAACUAAAAUUGCUUCUACAGAGCACUGGCUUUUAUAGUGGACUAUAAAAGCCCAAAUUUAUAAGUAAUAGGUAGACUUAUUUUAUUAAUUCAGCAUCACUAUGCAACAGAGACAUACAAAAAUAAAAGUGAUUGGAUUAUUUCUAAUCAGGUUAGAUUUGAAAUCAAUAGCUAAGAUUAUGUAGUUAAGUCAUUCUGCAUAGUUGAAAGGGGAGAAAGCAUAAGGAUCUUUGUAACCAUCAAUAUUCCAGGGCUUGUGUAAUUAAAAUUAUCCCACAUCAUGUGAAACCAGAACAGUCCCAGUUUGGUGAAGUGUUUUUCCACUGACCAAUAGGAAGAUGGACAUUUUGGAACAGAUGGUAAAAGAAUAUAAUAAGGUCAGCUGUGAUCAAGCAUGAUACCAGUGAAGAGUGAGCUGGUUAUUGGUGUCCGGAACGUAAAGGAUUUAAAUUAAAUGGACAUCAAUUCUGACACGGUGGUUGUCACGGGUAAGGCUCAAUUUUUUUAGUCCUCUUUUAGCCAUGCAUGGAAUGUGCAUACACUGGUCUGCUCUUUGUCAUAAACAACUCCAAAGGCACACACAGACACACAAACAACUAGCAACUGGACAUACCAACAUUUCCAAAUGGAAAAUAGCUCACUGCUGCAACUUGCUAAAAAAGAUCAGAUGGUAUGUCAGUGGGGUAAAAGAAAAUGCAUGCUAUCCUUUAUCCAAGAAAGCUUGCCGUUCGUUAUUCCUGUCACUUCCGAAAAUAUCUCUUGAUAUCUUUUCCUGUGCGGGCUAUUUAGCCUCUAGGGUAAAACUAGAAAAGUGUUGCCUAAAAAGAGCUAUAGAGCAAGACUGCUUCCCAGUUCCACAUCAAGGUCCAAAAUUAGAGCCAACACAUGUCAAAUUUCAACUUCUCAGUUUCAAAACAAGGAGAUAAAAAUCAGAGGAAAUAACACACACUGUUUUAUUACCCCAACACUAUAAUAUAUAAACAGUGUGUUGAAAUAGCAUUCCGGAACAUCCAAUUCCCUGGAGCCAAUUUUGGAUAAUUUCUUUUCAGUUAUAGUUAAUGCUGAAUCACCAGUGAAGAUGCAAUCAGUUAAGAGAGAGAGACUGAGCUUUAAAAGGUUGAAACUCUCCUGGAAUGCCACUGCACACUCUUGCUCACUGUUACGCCACUAGCUGCUCUAAAGGCAAUCAUUACGUAUAGGCUUGACAUGUGAGUUGCUGGAUAGUUUUCCACUGUAGGCCAUCUGAGGACACAGGACUGAGAAUGAAGUGGCGUCAAAGAGAAUCUGAAUCUAGCCAUUUUCAGUUAGCACACAAUUUAAGAUUAUUUUUGUGUUUGUUAAAAUAGCUCCCAGGCAGCCUAGGCAGAAACAUUUCAGACGCUCCAUAGUUUUAGGUGACUUGGAUGAGGAAGUGGGAAUGACGAAGCCACUUAAGCUUUCUGUAGAAUUGUGGAACUGUGGAGUUGGAAGGGAUCCCAAGGGUUAUCUAGUCCAACCGUGUUGCCGUAAUCUGAACGAAAUUAUACAUAUCCAUUUUUAAUGUCCAUAUGAGGGAAAUAGAUUUAUUUGGCCACCCGAAAUGUCAUAAAAUCGUAUGCAAACAUCAGACUAGAUGUUUAAAAAACAUAUAGGGAAGAGAAUAUAAGAACAUAAGAAGAACGCUGCUGGAUCAGGCCAAAGGCCCAUUGAGUCUAGCAUCCUGCUACCACAGUAGCCAGAUUUAUACCUAUGGAAGCAUGCAAAGCAGGGCAUGAAUGCAACAACCCUCUUCCCAGUUGUGAUUCCUAGCAACUAGUACAGUGGUGCCUUGGUUCUCAAACUUAAUCCGUUCCGGCAGUCCGGUCAACUCUCGAAACCAUUCGGAAACCAAGGCGCAGAUUCCGAUUGGAUGCAGGAGCUUCCUGCACUCAAGUGGAAGCCGCGUCGGACAUUCGGCUUCCGAAAAACGUUCGCAAACCGGAACACUUACUUCCGGGUUUGCAGCAUUUGGGAGCCGAUUUGUUCAACAACUAAUGUGUUCAAGAACCAAGGUACCACUGUAUUCAGAUACACACUCCCUCUGAAGGUAGAAGGCAGGACACCAUCAUGGCUAGCCUUAACUUGCAUGAAAAGAAAAGGUUGGUGGUGUUUUUUAAGCCAUCCAUGUUUGAUUCUGGUAAGUUUUAAGAUGGAAGACUCUGGGGAAACUCAAAAGCUUGCACACUAUUUUAUGAACUGGAAAAGUCUAAUAUGGACUUUAGGAUCUUUCUUAUAGGCCAAGACAACUACCUUUGCUCUUUGAGAUCACCUUCUUCUUCUCCUUUUCCUUAGCUACAAUAACCAGCAACAAAUUAAAAUCCAGAACAGCAGCACCCAUUCAGAAGGGGGUGGUAUCAGCAGGUCUGGGGAGCCCCAAGGUUUGCACAUGGAAAGGGCCCCCCAAGGAAACCUAAAAGGGGGGAGGGCAAACAGCCCAAUCAGUAUGCUCAUUGGGCACGGAAUGGCACUGCUGGCUGGCUAAAACCCUAAACAAGAGAACAUCACACUGCAGCGUUUAUGUUUUAUGUCCCAUAUCUUUCUGUUAAAUGUGCAGGUGCAGUUUAGAGGUACUGCAGUGUCAUCACUAAAUGCCUCAGUCACUUUUUCACCUGCUUGAAACAAAAUUGUUGGCACCAUUUCUGGUUUUAGUAGCCAAUAUUAUUCAGUCAAUAUGAUCCCUGUGUUGGUUUCGACACUCCAAUAUUUGAAGAGCUCAUAAUGAAGUCACUUCUUUUAAUAGAACAGCUAAACCCUCGGCAGAGGUUUCUUAUAGCCACAGUUGCAGGCUGCACAUUUCACUCAGCUAGCUCAUAACUUGAUGUUGUACAACUCUGGUGAGCCCCCCAUUUCUUUUGCCGAAAAAGCAGUGAAGCAGAUACAGAACUAUAUCUCUGUUUUUCCUCUCAAAUGUUUCAUCUGUUCCCUGUGUGUUAUACCUGGUAAAAUAUUGUACUUCCUGAUCAAUCCUGAAACUCACUAGGCCGUCUUUGGCCCUUUUCUCGUUUUUUGCCUAACUUAAAUCACAGAGCUGUUGAGAAACCGGAAUAUGAUAACUUCAACCAUACUAUCCUGUGUUACUGAAUAUAAGGGGUGGGGCACCAAUAUGUUUUUAUGUAUAGAAAGAUAUACUGAUAUUCCCUCUCUAUGGCAAGAACUCUUGGGCAGAAGAUAAUGUGUGUAAUGUAGGAAGGCACGAAAAAUUGUCAGCUUGUUAGUUUAAAAAGAAUCUCAGAACUGGAACAAAAUUGGACAAAAUUUGCAUUUGAGUUUUUAAGGAGCCCUAUAGUUCUGAAGCAAGCAGCACACUUUGUCUUUAGAUGAUGGAUUUAUGUAUCAUACCCGAAGAGACACCAUCUUAGGUUUCUUCCCUGAUAGAGCCAGAAUGCAUUUUAAGAUGUUACUUGUGAACUGUAGUUUUUAUAAGGACUUGCAUUAAAACUAGCAUUAUUUCAAAAGCUGCUGCAUAAUUGAUAAUGGUUCUAUGAUUCUGUUGCAACUCUAAUUUUAUUGGGCAAGGGAAGGGGAAGCUGUGGCCCUUCAGAUAUUGCUGGAUUUUUAACUCCCAUCAGCCUUACUCUGAAUGGUCAGCAGCCAGGAAUCUGGGAGUUGUUGUCCUUCAACAUCUGAAGGAGCACAGGUUCUGCAUCCCUGGAGUAGAAGGGGCAAAAUCCUUCCACUAGUUCAGUACAAAAUUAAGCCCAUAGCUAAAUGUACCAUCCUGCAUAAAUGUAAAGUGGGCAGGUCUCCUAAUGUGGCUCAAUGGGUGAAAUACCUUUUAGAUCUUUGCAGUUCAUGAGCAAAGAGUCUACAUUAAAAGGAUAAGUUUCAAAUUUCUUACACAUCUAUGUGGAUUGUGGAGUAGAGGAUAGAUCUCUUCCCCUUAUACUACUUACACCUCUGUAUCUCUUUAUUCGUCUAUCCGUUCCAGCUCUUCAUGAAUUCAUGUUCCUGGGGUGGCUUACAACAUAAAAUCUAACAAUAAAACACAGCAACUAUUAAAAUACAGCAACUAAAACAUGCUUUCAGAUUCAAAGUCUUGUUCAGAGCAGAAUUAUUAACUGUAUUCUUUUAAUUUGCUAUGAAAAAUAUAACAGGAAUAUUACCAGAAAAAAAUGGGGGGGGGAGUUUAGUGAUUCAGCUAUGUGUUAAUUGUAAAUAGUUAAAUUUGUGUGACACAGAACUUGAACACAUGCCUGUAACCUGAAGUGAGGGUGUCUGUGGGGACAACAGGAAAUAGAGACUCAUCUGUUUGUCAUUGAGAAGCUGAGAUAAGGGAACCUUUUACUGUAAAAAUCUCAAGAACCAUUCAAUAAACAACUCACAGCAGAAGUUAGCCAAGGGAACAAAUUGUGACAAGAUCAGGAACUUAUGAAUUUUAAGGUUUUACUUAUUUGCUUUCAGGCUUUGGUCCUUUUCGACAGCAUCUUGUUAACUCUAGCUGGGAAGCAGCAAAGGUAAGAAUGCCCUUUAUGUUGAAGUACAAAAAGGAACAAUAUUCAGGUGUAGCUUUGUGUUUCUCUUGCGUUCAAAGGUAGGGUAUUUUUCACUACCUGGAAUUAUUUCUUUGUAAUCAAAACAUAAGCAAAAACUGAUGAAAUUUUAAAGGCAUGAAAUUUUAAGUGGGGAAAUUAUAGUAUUAAUAAAGCAUUACAUAAUCAGUUCAGAGUUCUGUUAAAGCACAAUAAAUUAUUUACUUUGAGGUUUCAGGUACAUCAUGGAGUUAUAGGACUAGUUAUCAAAGACUUAAGUAUGUUUAAGAUGUAGUGCAAGCUCUUGAUAAUUGGAAUCAUUAUUUCCUUCCCCUCACAGACCAAAUUUCACACAAGUUUUGUUUCUCAGAAAUUAGCUACUAGAAAAGAGAUGGGGAAAAUAAUACAAGUACUUUGUGUUCUGGAUAGGAAAUUUAUUGUACACCCAGUGAAGCAGUAGACAACCCAAAUCACUGAACCAGAACUUCCUUACUAAAUUGUCAGUAUUUCAAGCAAUCCAGGAGAUCAAGCAAUCCAGGAGAUCAAGCAAUCCAGGAGAUCUAAAACUACUUAGGAUUUAAAUAUCUGAAAGACUGCCUCCUUCCCUACAGAUGCUCUUGGGUAUUAAGAUCAGUAGAGAGGACCCUCUUGGUACUUCCAGGUGACAACCAAGAAUGGUGCAUUCUUUGUAGCAGCCCACUGUGGCAUUUCCUCCCCACAGAGAAAGCCUAGUACCUUCAUUAUGUGGUUAUUUGUCAUAUGUUGAAGACACUUCUAGUUAACCUGGCUUCUGAUACUUGAGAUAUUUAUUUUAGGAUCCACCCUAUUCUCUGGAUUAUAAUUUCUUAUAACUGAUUUUAAUAUUGUAUUUUAAAUUGUUGUAAUGCACUUUGGGACCUUGGUGUGAAGGGUGGGUAAGAAAUAUAAUAAAUUAAAAAUUAUUAUUUCUUCCAGCCCUAGCUUGCUAUGUGCCUGAAACCACAAGAAUAAUCACUUAAUAGCUCUACAUAUUGUUUUCUGGUAGUGUUUGGCCCCUAUUUUAGAGUACGGUAUACUAUCUUGGAGGAAAAUUAAGUGCCAUUUAUUUGCAAAUUAGUGCAGUCUAAAGCCAAAAUAAACUAAUGAAACAGAGCAUGGGAGGUUUCUUUGAAGAAUAAUUUUGGUUUCUUGCAGUGCUGAAAAAUGACAUAAGAUAAGUGAAAGCAGUAUAUCAUUAAACAUGCCAAAGCCCUGCAGUAGAAGACACAUUAAAGUCUCUUUCCUCUUUGGUUCCAAAAAUUACUUUUGAGUGUAGCUGAAGAUGCUGGUCCUUGUUGAGGACUAAGCCAGUGGUUUAUUCAGGCUUGAAAAACAAUUUGAUAGGUUCAGAUUCCACAAAUAAUAGUGUUUUUACACACACACCAACCCUAACCUCUUCUCUCUUUAUGUUGAUGGCAUCCAUCUUUGUCCCAAGCAAACCGAGAUUUCUAUGCCUGCUAAAAGAGCUAUGUUCUCCAUGUUUUGGAGAUGGGAGAACCCUGUAGAACAUGGGUAGGCAAUCUAAGGCCCACGGGCAGUCCGGGAAUCAGAGUGUUUAUACAUGAGUAGAAUUUGUGCUUUUAUUUAAAAUGCAUCUCUGGGUUAUUUGUGGGGCACAGGAAUUUGUUCACCCCCCCCAAAAAAAACCAUAGUCCUGCCCCCCACAAGGUCUGAGGGACAGUGGACUGGCCCCCUGCUGAAAAAGUUUGCUGACCCCUGCUGUAGAAGCAUUAAAGUUGUUUUUAGUUUACAAAUUCUUUUCUGUCCUCAGCUUUUGAUCAAAUAACCUUUCUUCUUGCUUACCAUGGACAGCAAACAGUAGUAGUAGCUUUCCAAUCUAUUAUUUGGCCUCGGUUUCUUGCAUGGAAAAGGGGGGGGGAGGAGGAGGUUACAUGCGGCCAUCUGACUCUGGCCUAACCAGUCACAGAAGAGUGUCUCAUUAAACACAGAGAAAUUCAAAUGUGUGUGAGAAAAUAAAAUGCUAAUUGUAAGCUGGCAUGGAUCUACUUUUGGAAAAACAGGCAAACAAUGCUGCAUUCUUAUGCAAGAUGAUGCAAGAGCCUCUCCAAGACCAUUCGUGCCACAGGAAAAACACAGCUGGCUGUGUUCUCCUAAUGUGUUUACUUCGCCUGCAAGAAUUGUUUGCUUGUUUAUGUCAAACAGUUUAUUGAGCACAGCUAAUCAAUGUUUCCGCUGACAAGGAAAUUGUAACAGUUUACUCAGGAAGCCAACCUUCAAGAACAAGCUUGCUCCAUUCACACACCAGUACCAGGGCAAUCUUAAGUCUGCAGCUCCUUCUGUGCCACCUUGGAUUCGGUGCAAUAAAUGAAACACUGGGACCUUCCAACUUGAAAAGGAAGAUAGAGAUUCUUCCAAACAAGGACAGGUCCCUGGGGAGUGCGUUAUGAGACACACAUUUAAUCAUCAAAACAGCAAGUAGUUGGGGGGCCAGGGCCAACAGAGCUUGGACAAGAGUUUUGGUAGCUAGUACACAGGAAAGGCAGAUCGUGGAAACAUGGAAGAUGACAUGGCAGCAGCUUCCCCAUAGGGCAAGGUCGGGGAGCUUGUGGCCCUCCAUAAGUUUUUGGAAUCCAACUCCCAUCAGUCCCAGCCAGCGAUGACCCUCCAAGACUACCUGGAGGACCAUAUGUCUGGCCAACACCUAGCCACUCCCUUAAAUAGGCUGGGGGUGGGCUGCUCACAGCCCCCAAGCCCCUGGCUCUGAUUGGCCGCCUGUACACUGUACGUCCUUAUCCGAGGGCCCGAUACGGCCGGAGGUUGGCAGUGCCAGCUGUUUCCUCCCCUGGCUGUGCCAGAAGAUGGGGGCCUCCCUGGACCCACUGCAGCCAUGCCAUGCGACAAUGGCUGCUCACCCACAGUCUCAGGUGAGCGGUUAUUUUCUCUGUUACGCAUUUGGAAUUCCUAAACAUUGCAUUGGUAACUUAUACAAACAUGGUUAUGUCUACCUUCAAAAGUUGAGAACACCUCUGCUCUAUCAGACAAGGCUCUUAUACGUUUAAAAAGGAAGGAUGAUGAAUUCAUGGUUGCUUAGGCCAUCUCCUUCUUCUGCAUGCUGAUCAGCCAUAUCUAAGAAAUGGGGUUUAGGAGAAGUUGGGCCACAAAGUUUAGCUGUACAGCUUCCUCUGAAACAUCAAAUAUUUUAACACAAGUUUUUCACUCCAACACAGGAACUGGCCAGAAUUGGUCUUGGAAGUGAUGUAGACCUACACAUCAUGGAACUGCCAGUGGCUUACAAAAAAGCAAGAGAGAUUGUCUGUCAAGCAUGGGCAACCCUUCAGCCCCAAGUAAGUGAAAAUAUUACUAGAGGACUCAAUUUAAAAUUAAGCUUUAGAUUCUCAAAAUAUUUUGUGUAAUCUUCAGGAGAUUCAUUAUUAUUUUUAGACAAACUGCUGGGAUUAAUCUUUAAAGCCCUAAACAUAUUGGGACCAGGUUAUCUUACAGCAGGGACUCUUCAGAUGGUAUUGGACUCUUAACUCACAUCAGUCCCAGCCAGCAUGGCCAACAGGAAGAAGUGAUGGGAGUUAUAGUUCAACAACUGGAGGGCCACAGGCUCUCCAUUCCUGCCUUCAGGACCAUUUUCACCCAUAUACCUGCACCCCCUUUAGCAGACAUGCAGUGUUCUGCCUUCUUGCCAGUAGCCACCCCCCCUUACUCAACUUCCUUCUGAUUAAUUUACAUCUCAACUUUUCAGCAACAGGGCUCAGAAAAACUUUUUCUUCACUGCUGCCCUUCAGCAGUGUUAAUUACUUGUUUUUCUCAUAGUAACUGUAUAUCUAUCGGAUAUCCUUAAUGCAUCUGAUAUCAUGCAUGCUACUUUGCGAGGUCCUGGCCCUAAAAAGUAACAUACAAAUAGUUUGAAUGAAUAAAUAAAUAGACCCCCAAAAACCACGACUUUCUCCCCAACACAGUGGAAACAUAGAUUUCCAGGGACAAGGUUCUCUAUAGCAAGUCUGUAUUUCACACAAGGCCAGGGCACAGAUUCAUUAUAUACUGUAUAUCAGAACUUAUUUCCUAUCUUCUCUCUUGUGGGGCAACCUACAGGUUAUGAUUCAUAUUGGCCUGGUUUCUACUUCUAAAGCAAUCAUCAUUCUGGAGCAGUGUGGGAAGAACAAAGGCUAUAAAGAAAAGGAUGCUUGUGGAUUUUGUCCAGAAAAAGGUUGUUGUGUCUUAGAAGGCCCAGAAAGAAUAGACUCCACAAUUAAUCUGAAGUGUGUCUGGAAAAACGUUCAGGUGGAAGGGAUGGAUGUAAUUUUUUCCAGAGAUGCAGGAAGGUAAAUUACUUGCUGUAUUGAGAAACCAUGUCAGUUGUGGGAGACAUGAACAGUAUCUUCUGUGUAUACUGGCCAAUACUUAAUGGAACAUGAUCUAAACUCUUAGGACCCCAAGUUAACCACAAGGUGGAUCUGAUGCAGCUUUUUCUCAAGUUAGCCCCUUGGUCCAUGCAUGCAGAGAACCUGUUUCUUGAAGCUUCUCCAUGAGUCUCAAAGUUGGGAGCAAACCUUAAUGCACGGGGGGGGGGGGUAAUGUGUGGCCCUCCAGAUGUUACUGGACUUCCCAUUAUCCCCAGCCAGAAUGGCCAAUGGCCAGGAUUGACUAGAAUCUCAGUCCAGCAACAUCUGGAGGGCCAAAGGUUCUCCACCCAUGAUGUAGGGAAUCUUUUACUGAAUGCGAUUUGGCAUUUCUGUGCCGUAACACAUCACUGAAUUUGGGUUACUGUAAUUAUAAUACUAUUUUUAUAAUGCAAAUUUUCUGGUGCUAGAUAAAGCACAGCUGUGCAGAUAUUCUUGAAAUUGUUUGCUGUACUGAGAUGCUUUUAAGCAGUUAGCAACCUUACCUCUUCUGAAGCGUUGUCUGAAAGCUAGUCCUCAAAACCAAGAUGGAGUUAACUGUUAAAAGUAUAUAAUUAAGCAUACAUAUUGUGUAGUUUUAAGUAUACCUUUCCUCCAUGCUGCAGGUACGUUUGUGAUUACAUCUAUUAUACCUCUCUUUACUAUGGUAAUGGAAGAGCAGCGUUUAUCCAUGUACCUCCUCUAUCCCAAUGGGUGACAGCAGAACUUCUUGGAAGAGCCCUGCAGACUGUUAUCUUAGAGAUCUUAAAGCAAUGUAAACAAGGGAUAAUGUAAAACCAAAAAACCUACACACACAAGUUACAAGGUAUGUUCAUUUUCAUCUGACUUUAUGAAAAAUGUAAUACAAUCAGUCAUACCUAUUAAAAAAUAACCAAUGCAAUCCAAUGUUCUCUGUGUGUGCAAACUUAUGCCUUCAUGAUUCAGUGCACACACUGCUUACACUCAGGGAUGAAAUGUAAAAAUACUUUGGGACAAAGGAGCUGCAUGUGUACAUUGGAGGGAUGUGGAACCUAUGGCCCUCCAGAUGUUGUUGGGACUACAACUCCCAUCAUCCCUCACCAUUGGCCAAGCUGGCUUGGGCUGAUAGGACCUGGCUUUCCAUUCCACCCGUAACUGUAUGGAACAAUACACCGUGCACAUGUUAAGUGUCUAUGGAAAACCAUAGAAACUUAAAGUAAAGCUGUAAAACCUUGCAAAUAAAUAAAUCUUUCUGUAAUUCUGGUUCUGAUGAGGAAAAUCUUGAAUUUUAAAAGAUGCGUUACUGCAGAUACUUUUGUUAAGAAAAAUUAUCCAAAGGGUGGACAACGCUCCCCUCCCGAAGAAACAAAGUAGCUUUAAUAGAAAGUCAUCAUCAUCAUUUAGAGCACAUCUUGUUAGAAGAGGCUGCACUUUUUUAAAAGUAUCUUGUAUUCUGAAUAAAAGGCAAUACACAGUACGCAAAAAUGCAUACAGAAUUCUUUUUAUUUAACUUAAUUAUGUAGUACUGUAACUACUAGAAAAAAAGCAGAGUAAGAGAAACUAAAGGAGCCUUAGCUUCAGCCAUUCAAAAUAGACAAAAGGUUCUUUUUUUCAUAAUGUAAAGAAUCCAGAAUAUAUCGCAACAGGAAUAAAUUCUUACAACAGAAUAUACAAAAACAUUUUGAAUUUUUUUCAUCAUCUACUGAUUCAUUUUAAUAUAAACACAGGAAUUUCUUUAGGAAUAAUUUAUACAUAGCAAGUCUUUAUGUAAUAAAUUGGCCAUGUUAUUACUGUUUUAUUUUAUUUUUUAUUAUUUUUUAAAAAAACUUUAUAUUUUAAACAAGGUAACUUGGAAAAUGUUGUUUGCAAAUGCAUUCAGUUCCAUAGCACUUUCUAGUUUCUGUGUUUUUUCCCCAACUUUUUUGUUCCAGAGGUAGAACAACUCUGGCCAGUCCUUUCUUCUCAAACCUCACUGGUUUAGAAAACAGAAAAAAAAUAUUAAAAAAGGCAACAGAACUACCCAGAACUGUUCGGGUAAAGAGGAGAAGGAGCUGUUUUAAUUUGGGUACAGAAAUUGGAUCUUCGGUAUUCUUGUUUAAAUAAUUAGAAUAAUAAAUAGGGACCUUUGAUGGUCAUUUAAAACAAAGAUUUAACGUUGCUAAAUAUCUACAUAAAUUGUACAGGCUGCAUACGAAGCCACCUUUUCUUUGAAUAGAAGUGAUAAGGAAUCUGUAAACGUAAGUUGUCUUUCUUUCAGUGAUAAGUAUUGAAAGUGGCUUUUCACCACGAUAUCAUACUAUGCAGUCAAAUCCUUCAAUCAACCUAGGCAACAAUAAAGCAGGUACUUAAAUAAUGCAAACAAUAAUUCCAAUCCCAAACACGUUUACUUGGAGAUGCAUUUACCCUGGAUUUCAGUGUAACUUACUUCCAAAGAAGCGUACUGAGGAUUGUAGCUAAAGACUGCGUAGCAGCAACAAUGGUUCUGUUUCCUUAACCAAUGAGGUUUUAUCCCAACCUGCACCCAUACAGUAUAAGUGAAAUGACCAGUUGAAAAUGAUCCCACCCAUCCAGAGGGCUCUGGAAGACCAGGUGACUGAAGAUACAGAACAUAUUCUGGGUUUACUGUGUAUUUGGGGCAACAAAUGAACCAUGAUUUAAGAGUUGGUACAGGAUCCUUUUUUGGCAUAUUGUAAAGCUAACUAGUAAAACCAGUAUCCUAAAAAGGAAAGGAAAGGAAAAGAAAACCUUAGACAUACAUCCACACACACUGAAAAGUGCCCUUAAAUUAUUUUAGGCAUUUAUAAACUACAAACAUUUCUAUAAAAAUCAUUCUAUGUACUUAUAAAAUGCAAUGAAAUAUGUAAUAAGGGUUUUGUUUUGUAAACCAGAGCUUUGUCAACUGACUACCCGUAAUCUACUGGACUUAAGAGCCCUAUUGAAAAUGCUAAUGGAUUGCUAGUCAACAGAAAGGAUACAAAAGUAAAAGAUGACAGCCACACACAAGUACACACCCAUUCCACAUGCACAUCUAAUGAAAGCCAUCUGGAACUUGUGCAACACUUAUUUAUGGUCAGGUGGCCCAGUCCAGCAAUCCCUUCCAAUUGCUCUAGUACGUGCGUAGAGCACAUGCGCCACUCCAGCAAGGACUUCCCCAUUUACUUCAGCGGAACUGCCUUCCAUUAAGGUGAACAGGGAAGCCAGGUGUGCAGAACUCCAUGUGCACACGGAGAACUGGAUCAGGGUAAACUUGUUAUCAUGAGUAAUAGCCUUUAAUAAAGUUCUACAUAGUGUACUUGACUCCACAGCAAAGACACUGAGACAGGAAUUCAAUUAUACAAGGUCAAAUUAAUUAGUUGGAUGUUGUCAUGCUUUGUAAACUAUGCUGAACUUCGGGCAAACUGUGUCUUUGUAUAUCAGUAUCUUUGCCCCAUACCUGUAUUUCACAGUGUCUUGCAUAUUUUCUGCCUUCAGUUUGGAUAGACCUCCUUAUAGUUCUUUUAAAAAACCUAUUAAAAAGAAAUGUUAAGUGCCUUGACUCAGAACCAGUUGGUCUUCCAAACUGAGAUGAUAGCCAGCAACUUCUAGAAUACAACCCCAUUGGUUCUGUAUCUUCAGCACCCGCAGGGGGGGGAAAGGGUUCAACCUAUACGUAACCAUUGAGUCGGCACAUAUAUAUGGACAUGCUCUCUUGUUAUUUCUGUUUGUGCCAACAUUUUUUUUCCUUUUAAUUAUGCUUAAAAGAGUGGGGUUGCAGUAUGUAGAGUUCAUUGCUGGGCUAUGCAACUAUGGCAGGAGCCCCAAUAGAUCCACUCAUUGUUAUCCAGUGAUGGAGUACACCAUUGAAAAAACAAAAUUAAAAGAGCAUAACAAGAAUGCGUUACUGACUACUGGAAUGGAAUUUUUUUUUAAAAUAGAACUACAUAGAACAUUAUAUCAACAACAGGAGUGUCAUUCAUACAGCCAUGGAUUGUAGUAAACAACCCACAGCAGGUUCCCAGAGAUCUAAAAAGCAGUUCCAUCUCGUGACUAGUCUUGAGGCUGAGCAUUUCUUUUAUUUUCUGUAUCAACAGUAGCAUCAGCGUUGAACUGUGAAAGAAUCUUUAACAUCUCUUCUCUCAAGGAGGAGAAAUUAAUUGGAAAUUAGCCCCACCUCAUGCUCUGCUUUUGGUGUCUAGUUCUUUUCAUAACAAGGUUAACAUCUGAUUUAAUAGCAACCAAGCAUGCAACACUUCUGUGUUGAUACAAAAUUCCUUCCUCUGAAACCAAACCACCUCCUGCACGUCACUAAAAGAACUCAGUGACAGACACAUAUGAAUCACAUUUUGGGGGGUGGGUGGGGGUGGGUACUACAUCAAAUGGAGGUGUCAUGAAAUGCAAAUCUGGGGCUAAUUAUAAGAUCAGAAGUUAACAAGUCACCAUUUCUGGACGGCAUACAUGCUGUUCUUUGAAAACUCCAAAUGAGAAAUUGUUGCUCUUAAAAUCUGCAUGUUGCUUCAAUACAAACUGGCCUCUAUACUGGAGGAUUAGAAAGUAGUCAAAUCCCAACAAUUAUAUUUUUUUAAGUGAGCCAGGAGGACCUGGAAAAAGACAGGUCCAUUCACCGAACAUCCAUCCCAGUAAAAUGGGCAGAGUGUACAGAAGACAGAAUAAUUAAACAGAAGCAGCAAACUGGCUUCUGCAAAAUGAAAUCCUGCCUCAUCCACAUUUUAGAAUUCUUUGAGAGAUUCAAAAAACAGGUAGAUCAGGAUAAUCCAAUAGAUAUUAUAUUGCUCUGACUUCUAAAAAAUUUUUUGCCAAAAUCCUUCACCAGAGACUCCUGGAUCAAUUUAGCAGUUAUGGAAUAAAAGGGCAACUCCUCCUAUGGAUUACUAAGAUUAAAGAACAGGAGGCAGAAACGAAGAAUAAUGGGGAAACCUCUCAAUGGGGGAAUAUAAACAACGAAGUCCCAACAGGAUCUGUAUUGGGACUGAUGCUUUUAAAUUUAUUAAGGAUAGUGAACACUCAUGCUGACCAUGAAAAGCUCCAAAGAAGAACAUGGGGAAUGAAAUUGUGUGAUGCACACUGGACCAAAAAAUAACCCUAACUUUACACAUACAUGUUUGAUGGGAUCUGAACCAUCAAGUUGUUUCCAAGAAUACAUACUGGUGGUUGUGGUGGCUAUUAAUGUGCAGCGGCAAUGAAAUAAACCAAUUAGGGAUUGUUUGGAAAUUUAUUGAAAAUAACAUUACAAAUAACCUAAUCAAUUGGUGCAAAGUCACUUGAAAUGUUGGGUAUGAUUCUGCUCACUACAUCUCAACAAGCUGGAAAAGGUGUGACCAUGGGGUUGGAACAUUUUCCCAGAAACGAAAAACUAAGAAGUUCAGCGCCUUUAAAAUUUAGAAUAUAAAACAUUAAGGGGGGGUGGAUGAUAGAGGGGUUUUUUUUUAAAAAAAAUGCACAAGGGAGAGAAAAUGGGUUACAGAAAGUUCUUCUCAUUGACACUGGAUCUCUGGGUCACCCAAUGGUAGAAGGUUCAGGACACAUGAAAGAAAACACAGAACUUGCUGCUACAAGAUACAAGGAUAGCCACUGGUUUAUAUGGAUUUAAAAAGGAGGCUCCAUGGAGGACGAGAGGCCAUAACAAUGGCUGAUGGCCAUGUAAGUUAAAUGGAACAUCUGGAUCCAGAUGCAACAACCCUCUUGCAGGAGGAUAUAAACUAGAAGGGCUGCAGCCUUCGUACCUGGCUUGUUGACUGCUUAGAAACAUCUAGCUGGCCACUGUGGAAAAAUGGAUGCUAAGACUGGUUGGAUCCUUGGUCUGAUCCAUCAAGGUUAUUCUUAUGUUCUGAUCAAAAUACAUAACGGACCUGGUAGUCCAGCUUUCUUUUUUUCCUUCAAUGAAGACAAUCUGUGUUGGUAAGUCACAUCUGGUGACUGAAGGAGCCAAGAUCUUCUGUGUUUACUAUUAAGAACACGAAUAGAUUUUUUUUUUUUUUACAAUGUUAAUUCAAACAUCUUUAAUUCAAGCCCAUCAAGAUCUAAAAUCAGUUCUCCAUCCCGUGCAAGACAAGAGUCUUGCUGAAAACCCCAGCCUCAUGCCCAAUAUGAAGCCAACAUUAAUUCUGUUUGACAUGCAUAAACAACCGUAUGGGAAAAGCCAGGUAUAUUAUAUAUGAUCUGGGACACAUACAUGUACACACGCACGCAAAUCCCAAUACAAAGAACUGUGGAAACCAAAAUGGAAUUAUUAAAAAUGUUGUGAGUGCAGAAUGCAAUGGUAGAGUCGAGGUGGUUUGGUCCAGAUGGGCUGACUUAUCACAUGGGCCCACUUGCUUAGUCACAUGACUGCCUUACACUUGAAUGCUUCUGAAAUGUGUUUUUUAGAUGGGCACUACAUUGUUAGUGUUCUCUCCUAAUAUUUCAAAACCACCUACAUACAAUAAAAAAUAAUAAUAACUUGGACAGUUUUAAACAAAACCCUCUUAGCCAGCUGAAAGGACUGAGUGAAGAUCCCCACGGUUGUGGAGAUUUAAUAUGUGCAAGAGAACAGAGGCCACCACCACCACCACAAAGGAUCACCAAGAAGAAAAGGACAAAACCAAGAGACUAAGCCAGGGGAAGCCCGGCACAUCAGGCAUUCCAGAUUCCUUCCCACCUCCCACUCAUCCCAAGGUCAAGCGCAGGAACUAGAUAGUCAUGCUCUCUCAAGGCGACAACUUAAGUGUGUAACCACGGGCCAUGUAUCUAAGAGGCUGUAUAAGUCCAAAAAUAGUCAACUAACACAAUCAGGUGCCGUGCCACAAGCCAUACCUGCAGGAACAACUUCCAGAAUCAGGUACACAGAAUAAAAAAAUCUUACUGAUAAGAUUAAGCUGUGACAAAUCUGACGACAGGAUGGUCAGAACCCACACCUAAAGCAGAGUUUUGGAGGUGUGGGGAAAGGAUUUCAAGAUGAUCAGCACAUUCAAUGAAACAUGCCUCAGUGCUCCUGCUAAACAGAAGCAGCUCCCACUCCUCUCCACCAAAGUUCCUAAUGUGUACAUUGAGUGGGUUCUUGGUUUGAGGACAGCACAUUUCACUAUUUGUUUUAGCCAAAGAACGGAACCUACCACAUGUCAUCAUUAUUAUGUAGGUACCACUUUGCUCCAGCAGUCUUUUUUUGUGGGUGCUUGGGGCAUCUGAAAGACAUGCAUCUGCUUGGACUCUUUAUCCAUACACAGCAGAGCAACCAUCCAAAUUCAGUACACAACUGGUGCAUGAUAAAUGUAUUAACAGUUGUCAUUUUCUUAAACCCCAGAGAGCCACUAGUUCUCAGCCAGGAUGACCUGGGUCUGUUGUGCUUCACUAUGCCAUUCUUUUCGAGGACAUGGGCAUAUUCCACUGAGGUUUCCCCCCCCCCCCCGCCCAUUCAUUUCAACAGGUUUUAAGAGCAGCUAUUGAUUUCAGCUCAAAUGACUUCUGACAAUGAUUUUCAACUCUCAACACAGCAUCAAGUGAAAGCAUAAACGGUGUUUUGAAAACAGCAGCUACAAAUGUUUUUAGGUGACCUUUUUGAUUUGGUAGUGACCUCUCCUCUCCAAAACCUGGAGGAUGUGGUUUGUACAAUGAAUGAGGUUACCGGUAUAUCAACAGUAUACUGUUGGCUGCUGAGAGAUGUAUAUUUAUAUAUUUAUAUAUAUAUAUACACACACAAAAAUAAGAGUGAGGUAGAUAAAUGUUUGAAAAAAUAAGAAAAAAUAAAAAACUGUCCCCUUGUCAUAACUCAAAAACCCUUAUCUCAGUAUUUAAAAUUUAUUAUGGGGCGUCUCUACAGUGAUUUAAACUGAUAGCACAAAAAUAAAUAAAAAAAUCCUACAUAGAAUACCUUUUUUUUCUUUUUUUAUAAAGGGGGGGGAUAUAGCUAACUAUGGGAUAGGUGAAAAAGAAAAUAAUGGGACUGAAGCUACACAAAUGAGGGGAGGGGAAGCACUACAAACAUAUCAUUAUCUCCAGUCACAUCUAGCAAUUAUAUUUUAAUUCUUUGUUCUCAGUCAAACACCCCCUCCCGCCCAAAAUGAAAUAUUUCAACAUUUCCAUCCCAGAACAACCCUUCUUUUUUUGCUGUCAGACUUUGGUUGGAUCAGUGCUAAUACAGAACUUCCAUGCAGUUAAGUACAGGUGAAUUAACGAGUGUUAAGGCACCUUGAUUUUGCAAACUGCAGGCUCCCUGUUCCUCUACAGAACAUAUGCAACUCAGCUAACAAAUUACUCCUCGCUUUGUUUGGGGAGUUUGGUCUGAACUUAUGCGGAUAUUCAUAGCUGCCGCAAGGGAACCACUGGCUCACAUACAAACAGUGGCCCCAAAUGCUCAAGACCUCUUGCGGCUUGCCUCCAUUUUUAACCACCCACCAUUUCCUGCAAGCUGGAACUAUCAGCAACCCUCGUUUUUUGCCACCAGAGCCUACUUUUUCAAAAAGAAAAGAAAGAAAAACAAACACAGAGGUUUUGUGACCUUGUACAAAGUUGCCAGCGCUGAGAACUAAAAGAGACGUGCUGUUCGUAGGAUGAAAGGGUUAAAAACCAAUCAAUCUGUUGUUUUCUUAAAUGACCCCCAAAUCUGGUAUUGGCAGCUCAACAGCUGUUGCACCCAACAUUUAAAAUACAUAUGCAUGUACUUUUUUUUUUUUAUGCGUGUGGUUGUUUGAGAGAGACAACCAAAAACAAAACAAAGGCAAAAGGAAAAUGGGGGUGAGGCUAUCAAUACACCAAUAUGAAUAUGAACACUGAAUAAGAAUGUACUAAAUAGUUAACUUGUUUUCCUGACCUGAGCUUGCAUCAUACCUUGCACUGUAACAGACAUGGGUGCUGUAUUACGGGCAAAGGGCGAGGAAAAGGAGGAGACGGUUAAAAAAGGGGGAGGAGGAUACAUAUUCAGGCAGGAUGCAGAAGUCACGCUACCAGAAAUAUAUCUCCCCCCACCCAGGCCCGCCCAAGCAGCCUAUAGAUACUGUUAAAAUAACUAACAGAAACGGGGUGGAGGAAUAGAGAAAUUUGAGAGAGAGGAAGACAGGGGGGAGGAAACAGAAACGUAUUUAUAAAAGGCAUUAACAGUUGAUGGCAAAUCAUGUUUCAGGUAUCACGUCUUGGGAAAGCGGGGGGUAGGCGAAAAAGAGAAGUUACACAUUAUAGUACAAAGCAUUUAGAAACUUUUUUGGGAAUGGGGGGGGGAAGGGGUGGCAAGAGGGAAAAAAGGGGGUAGACCUGAAGAUUUCUCAUAGAUUAAAUCCACAAAGAUAAAGAACAAAAAAAAUAGCAGCUUUUUUUUUUCUGUACAGACAUAUAGAUGAGCAUCUGAACUGUAAAAAAGUUAUAAAAGUGACACAAAAAGACAAUGUGUAUGCAAAUGAUCCAUGGUCUAACAUAGAACUGCAAGACCCUUUGAAGUCUUAAUAACAGAGAGAAAAAAGGUCAACAAAGUGUUGGAUGCUUGAAUCCGUUUAAUUGGCUAUUCUUCUCCAUUUUGUGUGUGUGUUUCUCUUAAGUAUUUCCCCGCAAGCCUGCCACGGAACAGCAGGAACAACUCAUGGAAAUUCCUUCUUUUUUUCUGUCUAUUUCCUUUUCGUAGUGCUGUUGAAUUUUUGCACAAAAUUCAUCUCUGCCCCACCCCCACCCCACCCCCCGAUUUGGCUAACCAGUGCCAGUUUUGUCCAGAAUUCAUAUAAGGGGAGGUAAUUUAUUUCACCUCUACCCUCUCCUUUAGGUUCUCAACUGCAUUUUUAAAAAAAUCAGGCUUUUUGUCCAGUCAAAAAAACAAAAAAUCUAGACAGUCUGAUUUUUUUAAAAAAAAUAAUGCCAGUGUAUGAUUGGAGUGUAUUGGUCUGAGUUUCAUUUUAAGGGACCAUGUGAUUAUUUUGCCCCCUUGAUGCCUACCCAAAAACAAACACCCCUAAAAGAAAGUUCGUUUUGUGGUUUUUUUGGCAAAAUUUGGCAGCGUUGAAAACAGUUUACAAGCUUGGACAAAUAAUGGCCUUUCUUUUUAUCUCUAAGGUGAUCCUAAAAAGACUAAGGAAUAAUAUUAAAAAUCCAGUCCUUCCCCCUGCCCCUCUUUAAAUCCUGCUUUGCUUUUGUAACAACCUAAAGUGUUCAGCAGGUGCUUGCGAGGGGGAACAGAGAGAGACAGAGAGAGAGAAGGAGGGAGAGGGAGAGAGAGAGAGAGAGAGAGGAAGAGAGAGUGUGUGUGUGCGCGCCUCUGCUGGCCUGCCAUUUUUCUUUUGAUGUGAUUCUUUAAAAAAAAAAGAAAAGUGCCGUACAGUUGAACUUCACGCAGAUAUGUUUCCCAUUAUGAAGCAGAAAGGAAGGAAAGAAAGGGGGAUGCACACAUCAGAUUCUCAAGUUUUCAUUUGCUAUUGUGACUGUCAAAGAGUUUUAGAAGGCUGAGUGUGUGCCCCACAUUCAGAGUUUUGUUUUUUGCUUUGAAACAAUCUUCUGCUUGCAUAUUGAAAAAAAAAAGAAAAAAAGAGAGAGAAAAAUGCUAUUUCGACUUUUAAACCGAAGAGAGGAUUCUCCUGUGUGCAGCUAUGACAGUUCUGAAGAUCCACUGAGGUACAGUAGGCUUUUGAAUAUAUUGUUAUUUUUCUUGCUUGCUUUGCUUGCUCUCUCUCUCCCCCGCCCCUCUCCCGAUGCUUGUGCAGAUGCACGAUUUCGCAACAACGACAAAAACAACAACACCUGGUUCUGAAAGGUCAGCAGGCCGAAGACUGAGGCAAAGGCAAGGCUCGCUCAUUCUUGCGCCCCCCGUUCAUGUGCGCGUACGGCUGCCUCUCCUCAAAGCUGGCCCGCAGGACCACCACGCCGGGGCCGUUCUCAGCUUUAUGUCCUGAGUGUUUGUCAGAAGGUUGGAGGGUUGAGGAAGGAUCCAAAGGAAUGCUCUCCAUGUUCUCUGUCUCUAAGUCAAGCUCCUCCGUGUCGGGCGGCUUGUUCUCGUCGCUGUAGAAGAAGGAGACCUCUUUGAAGGCUGGGUCCAGUUCGUCCUUUAUGCUCCCGAUGAUCUCCAGGAAGGAGGGUCUCAUCUUGGGAUUGUACUGCCAGCACAUGCGCAUCAGCUCGAAACUGGAAAGAGGAGAGAGGAAAACACACGGGCGUGAAACCACCAAUCUAGUUUUGCAGCGCUGAGUAUCUAUUCAUUUAUAAAUGUGUCUCUAUGCCGCCACAUUGCAAAGUAUCGGGGCAGUUUGCAAGGUGAAACUAGAAAACACCAUUUAAAAGAAUACAGUCGUACCUUGGUUGUUGAAUGCCUUGGUACUCGUACGUUUUGGCUCCCGAACGCCGCAAACCCGGAAGUGAGUGUUCCGGUUUGCGAACGUUCUUUGGAAGCUGAACGUCCGAUGCAGCUUCUGAUUGAGCACAGGAAACUCCUGAAGCCAAUCGGAAGCUGCACCCUGCUUUUCGAACGUUUUCGGAAGUCAAACAGACUUCCAGAGCGGAUUCUGUUCGAGAACCAAGGUACGUCUGUACAAACAAAAAUACAGAUUACCAGUAAGGUGACUGGUUAAUAAAAAAACUAAACAGCUGCAAAGGUCUGUCUACAUAAAAAUGUCUUCAACAGAAAAACAAAAUGGAAUUCUAGCCUGGUAAUAGAUCAUGGGUGUUCCAAAUAAUUUUUUUGGACGGGGUAUGUGUGUGUGUGUGUGUGUGUGUGUGUGUGCGCGCGCGCGCGCAAUAUGACAGGGGAAGCAGGCUAAUUUCUCACAAAAAAGUAAGAAUACUGCCUGUACAUUUGGCCACAUUCUACAAAUGCCACAAACUUACUUUUAAAAAAAAUAUGAAAGCUGAAAAUCUGGGAUAACGGUUUAUUUGAGGAGGGGGGACUGCCCCCUUACCUUCCCCCAGCAGACGCCCAGGACAAGGGGGUGAAAUGUUCUCUCCCCAUCCCCCUUUAAGUAAGCCCUAUGUUUGCCUAGCUUCCCUCCUCUUGAAAAGCAGGCAGCCUGCAGGAACAGCUGCCACCCCCUCCUCACCUUCCCCCACCCCCUCACAACCAAGGAGAAAGAGUGUGACAAAAAUAUCCGAGAUCCAUUUCUGUUACUUCAUCGCUGUUCCUCCCCAGCUGACGAGGCUCUGUCUGGGGGGGGGGGGGGCGGACGGACUGGCACACCAGCUGGAGCCAAGAGCAUGGGACACUGGGCUGGCUUCCUGCCCUGUGGCCUUUGGGCAUUGCUGAGGAGAUACCACAACCAGUGGAACGGGAGACACGUGACUAGCAGCGCCAGCAAGCACACAUCACACUUCCUUUAAGCCAGUGCCAGUGCUUCCCAUAAUAGGAAGUUUUUUGCUACUCGCACCGAGUGGUUAAGGAGGCCUUGUUUAUACUGUCUUGGAAACAAGAUGCACUUCCCAAGAUGGAGGAAGAAUCUGUAAGUGGAUGGAACCGGGAGGGAGAAGAGAAAACCAAUAUGCUAAUAACAGCAUCUUCUUUGCUGGAUUCCGAAUGGAAGUCCAUGUCUGAGGCUGGAUUAAUAUGUAGUUGCAGUUGUGUGGCUGGAAAUGAAAAGCAACAACCACCCGUCUUGGUCCGUCAGAGUCCCCCUGUUUAAGCUGGCAAUGAUUCAUUAUAGGUACAGUAUUUUUACACUUGAAGAAGGCUCCCAGAGCAGCUUAGAUAUGAGCAAUGGGGGAGAGAGAGAAAAAAGGAAGGAAGGAAGGAAGGAAGGAAGGAAGGAAGGAAGGAAGGAAGGAAGGAAGGAAAUCUCUGCCUGGAGGCUUGCAGUCUAAAAGGCACCAUACAAAAGGAACAGUUGAUGGGGAGAGAAGAGGGCAAGAAGAAAAUUCAGGAACCCUUAAGUUAAUAGUUUUUACACUGAGCAGCUGGAAUGAAAACAGUUCAGGGAGAGGAAGAGCCAAAUGGAGCUGGUCCUUCAGUAGAGCAAAGAGGACAGAUCCUGGUGAUGGAUGGUUUCCUGCCCCCUUUGGACCAACAGCAGGUGUGUAUGAUGCUGGUUGGAACAACACUCCAAAAGAUGGGGGCAGAGCAACAUGAUAUACAAGCCAAAUGUGGAGUAGUGGUUAGAGUGCCAGAGUAGGACCUGAGAGACCAGAGUUCAAAUCCUAACUCUGCCAUAAAGCACCACCAUCAUCAUUUAUUUAUUUAUUAUGCCACCCAUCUGACUGGAUUGCCCCAGCCACUAUGGGCAGCUCCCAACAAAAAAUAGCAAAAGCACAAUACAACAGCACACACUACAUACAGAAAUCUCAAACAGUAUGUUCUUAUUCACAAUAUAUUUUAAAAUAGUUCAAAAUACUCCUUGAACUCUGGUAUUGUCUCUUGCUUGUCUGGAUGGUACAUAGACAUAGACACACACACACACACACACACGUGCGUGUGUGUGUGUGCACGUGCAAAAACCAACCUACAGUACAAAAGCAAAGUUCCCAUUCAUUGCUCCAUCUUUCACUGAUGUGUGGCCCUCAAAAGGAUGUUAAGAAGGUAAUGUGGUCCUCGUUCCCCAAGCCUGCCCAGGGCAAGACCUUGAACUUGACUUGGUACUUCAGUGGCAGCCCCUGGAUUAAACCUUAGUAACCAUAUUGAGGGCUGGAAUUCAAAGCUCUGCAGUUGUCUGCUGCUUUCCAAAACUGAGUCAUUUACCCCAUGAAGGAUCAGAAAAAUGAAUUAUGUAAAGUCUGACCAUCAGUUGAAGCCAAUUCAAUGGGGGAAGGAAGAGUUAUUGAUUCCAUAAAUCAUGUCAAUUGGUACCUAUUAGCAACUCAACAUUUAACUCUAUAC
This is a messenger RNA of Podarcis lilfordi (Lilford's wall lizard), 24346 nucleotides long. The record is from the annotation of a GenBank genome assembly. Lineage: Eukaryota; Metazoa; Chordata; Lepidosauria; Squamata; Lacertidae.